Molecule: messenger RNA, 599 nt
Organism: Saccostrea cuccullata (small rock oyster)
Lineage: Eukaryota; Metazoa; Mollusca; Bivalvia; Ostreida; Ostreidae
Product: cornifelin homolog B-like
Exons: 4
Coding region: 120-482 (120 amino acids)
Source: RefSeq, a predicted model, not a curated record
GCGACAAACAAACAGUAAAUCUCUUCCUGCAUAAGUACAAACACCCCGAGAAUAGGGUGCACUCGAAAACGUUUUAAACAGAGAAAGAGUUUUGAGUUCGUCAAACAAAGGAAACCAAGAUGUCAACUACAGUAGUUGUUCAACAACCAGCUGGCGUUCCAGAUAAUAGGCUGAAGGUGACGGACAUUUACGGUCACAGACAAUGGAGUACCGGCCUGUUUGACUGCUUCUCUGACAUUAAAACGUGCAUACUUGGAUACUUCUGUUUACCCUGCACUCUGUGUAACGUGGCCUCCAGGACUGGGGAGUGCUGUUGUAUGCCUUAUUGUGUUCAAGGAGGAUCUGUCGUUCUGAGGAGUAGAAUCAGAACCAUCGGCGGCAUUCAGGGAUCCGCCUGUAAUGACUGUAUGGUUCUGACUUGUUGUGGCCCGUGUGGAGUGUGUCAGAUGCAGAGAGAACUCGAUAACAUGGGAGUCCCAUAAAGACGAUAUUUCAGAAGAGAAUCUGGAAACUCUAUUUUUAAUUAAAGUGACGCUUUCUCCUUGUAGCCUCUAUCUAUUAUAUUAGUAUACCCAUUCUGUACAUAUAUAUUAAAAUUU